CCUCCAAAGCCAAAUUGUCUCAUUUUUCCACUGCAGUUUGUCCCUUAGAACAUGGAGUAAAUUAUGGCACCUUUUCCUUACUACUAUAAGUUGUCUACUUCCUCCAUCUCUUUUCCCACUAUCCAUUUUUUCUUCCUUAAUUUGCCACAAACACUUGAAGAAAGUGAGGUUUGAUUGAAGAUAUGGAAAUAGAGUUGGCAAAGUGCGAUUGUUGUGGACUGAAAGAAGAUUGCACAAAAGACUACAUUAAUGAAGUGAAAGGGAAUUUUGAGGGGAAAUGGCUAUGUGGAUUAUGCUCAGAAGCUGUUAGAUAUGAAGUUAACAGAGGGAAGCAAUUUCUUGGGAUGGAAGAAGCUGUAAAAGCUCAUAUGUCAUUUUGUGGGAAUUUUAAGUCUAAUAAUCCUGCAGUUCAUGUAGCUGAUGGGAUGAGGCAAAUGCUAAGGAGAAGGUCAGGUGAUUUGUCGUCAAAUUCUUCUUCUCAGUAUACAACAUCAAUAAGCACAUCCCAAUUAAGUUAGAGAUGAAUCUUCUUUCACCUAUUUUAUUAUUAGUUAGACUAGGAAAAAACACAAAAGAAGCUUAACCUCGACGAAACUUAUAUUAUAGUAGGGAGCGCUUCCUUUUGUUUAAUCCACCCAAUAAAUUACGGAUAUAUCUCAAUUACAUCUUUAUCUUGUACAAACGAUGUUAUUAAUUUCAGUGGAGGCUACUGCUGCAUGCAGAUAUAUAGUUG
This is a messenger RNA of Nicotiana attenuata, 733 nucleotides long. RefSeq lists its product as uncharacterized. Bases 183 to 518 code for a protein of 111 amino acids. The transcript has a single exon. The record is from RefSeq and is a predicted model, not a curated record. Lineage: Eukaryota; Viridiplantae; Streptophyta; Magnoliopsida; Solanales; Solanaceae.